This is a messenger RNA of Pipistrellus kuhlii (Kuhl's pipistrelle), 2910 nucleotides long. It is a transcript of the gene VPS36, whose product is annotated as vacuolar protein sorting 36 homolog. The record is from RefSeq and is a predicted model, not a curated record. Gene Ontology annotation, molecular function: ubiquitin binding; phosphatidylinositol-3-phosphate binding. The transcript is spliced from 14 exons. Gene Ontology annotation, biological process: protein transport to vacuole involved in ubiquitin-dependent protein catabolic process via the multivesicular body sorting pathway. Lineage: Eukaryota; Metazoa; Chordata; Mammalia; Chiroptera; Vespertilionidae. Bases 66 to 1226 code for a protein of 386 amino acids. Gene Ontology annotation, cellular component: late endosome membrane; ESCRT II complex.
CGCCGGCGCUCACUAGCUCCCGGAGCGGCGGCGCGGGCGGGCCGGCGGGCGGGCCUGCGGAGGGCAUGGACCGCUUCGUGUGGACCAGCGGCCUGCUGGAGAUCCACGAGACCCUGGUCAUCCAGCAGCGCGGGGUGCGCAUCUACGACGGCGAGGAGAAGAUAAAAUUUGAUGCUGGGACCCUCCUUCUCAGUACACAUCGUCUAAUUUGGAGAGAUCAGAGAAAUCAUGAAUGCUGCAUGGCUAUUCCUCUUUCUCAAAUUGUGUUCAUUGAAGAACAGGCGGCUGGAAUUGGGAAAAGUGCUAAAAUAGUGGUUCAUCUUCACCCAGCUCCUCCUAACAAAGAGCUUGGUCCAUUACAGAGCAGUAAGAACUCCUACAUUAAACUCUCCUUCAAAGAACAUGGCCAGAUUGAGUUUUACAGGCGUUUAUCAGAGGAAAUGACACAGAGAAGAUGGGAGAACAUGCCAGUUUCCCAGUCAUUCCAAACAAAUAGAGGACCACAGCCAGGAAGAAUAAGGGCUGUAGGAAUUGUGGGCAUCGAAAGGAAACUGGAAGAAAAAAGAAAAGAAACUGACAAAAACAUUUCUGAGGCCUUUGAAGACCUCAGCAAGCUAAUGGUCAAGGCUAAAGAAAUGGUGGAGUUAUCGAAGUCAAUUGCUAAUAAGAUUAAAGACAAGCAAGGAGACAUCACGGAAGAUGAGACCAUCAGGUUUAAAUCCUAUUUGCUGAGCAUGGGAAUAGCUAACCCAGUUACCAGGGAAACCUAUGGCUCAGGCACACAGUACCACAUGCAGCUGGCUAAACAGCUGGCUGGAAUAUUGCAGGCCCCUUUAGAGGAACGAGGGGGUAUAAUGUCACUCACGGAGGUGUACUGUUUAGUAAACCGAGCUCGAGGAAUGGAAUUGCUCUCACCAGAAGAUUUAGUGAAUGCAUGCAAGAUGCUGGAAGCUCUGAAAUUACCUCUCAGGCUCCGAGUUUUUGACAGUGGCGUCAUGGUAAUUGAGCUUCAGUCCCACAAGGAAGAGGAAAUGGUGGCCUCAGCCUUGGAGACAGUUUCAGAAAAGGGAUCCCUAACAUCAGAAGAGUUUGCCAAGCUUGUGGGAAUGUCUGUCCUGCUGGCUAAAGAAAGGUUGCUGCUUGCAGAGAAGAUGGGCCAUCUUUGCCGAGACGACUCAGUGGAAGGCUUGCGGUUUUACCCAAAUUUAUUUAUGACACAGAGCUAAGGUUUUUUGUAUGUGAAAUACUUUUUAUCCAUGUACUUGCAUCAUGUAUAGGUUGUAUGAUACUGAGCUAAGGGUAAACUCUGAUACACUGAGAAUUUGCUGGAACUGUAAAACCCUUUUAAUUUCUUCCUAAUAUGGGAUAGGAAGUUGAUUUAGGAUGAAUAUAGGAAAAUACAGAAAAAUGAAUGCCAAUUUGAAUUUAAAAUCAUGCUUCACUUGUAUAGAACCCUCAUAGUUUAACUUGAAAUAUAGUGGAUUUUAACCUUAUCAUCAAAUCUAACUAUUUAGUUCAUGGGGGAAGGAAAAGAGAAGCUGCAUGUUUAGACAGGUUAGUUCGUUAUUUUGGUGUGACUAAAAUUCACUGAAUUAAAAAUAAGUGAAGUUUUUGUUCAGUCUGGGAGGUUUUCAUGAAGCAAGUCCUACAUUCAGUGUAGUUUAAGAACCUGACAACAUUGGAACAAAAUACCAAACUGCGGCAUGCCUGGGAGGCUCCUUCUAGGGGCUUUUAUUAGAAACAGUCAUAACGUGUCUUCAACGACAAAUAAAGCACCUUAAAAAAGGAGAGAAUUGUAUCUGACUCACAUAUAUAUUAUCUAACUAGUUGUUUUUUUAAGUGAUGAUUUCAUGCCUGACAUUUAAAGAAUGCAACUAUGUCAUUUUGUUUAAAAAAUACUGUGGAUCUUGAAACUGAGUUAAAGAGCUGUAUAGACAUGCCCAGAGAUAUGAUUACAAAUUUGGGAAGUAGAUAGCUCAAGAACAUAAAAGUGGAAAAAUAAUAUGUCUCCUUUUCUUUCCCUUAAGGAGUUUCACACUGAACUUUAAAAAUCUGCCUAUCAUAUUCUAGCAGUAUUUUUUCUUUACAUGAUAAGUUGUGUGGAGGAACUUUCCUGCUAAAAAGUAUUACUGAGGUAACAAAAACUGGAUAGUGCUGAGUUUAGAUGGCUUGAGUGUUAAGUGCACUCCCUGACUUCCUAUGUUCCAGCUCUGUAGCAUUCGAUGUGCUGGGAUUACCUCACACUCAGGGACCAGCAGGCACGGAGGAGACCCUCAUUCUGAGGCUGAGUCAGGAGUGGAAGGUAGUGAUGAUUUCCGGCCAAGCAUCCAGAGGGGACAGUAUCUGUGUUGAGGGAACCAUUGAGACCAGGAGGAGCAAUACCCAGGCUCACACUCUCAGAUGUUCUCAGUGAGGUGAGUGCCAUGCCAGAGGCUGCUUCAGGCGCAGCGAUCCUCGGCUGCAGACCCAGGAAUCCCUCCAAGUGCAGCCAGAGUCAGUCCGAUUCCUCCCAGAAAAGUGGCUGUUGCAGCUUCACAUCCUCCAGUGUCGGGAAUGUUGUGCCUGAGGCAUCCUUCCUUACUCUUCUUUUUCCAAAUCUGUCACUGAUUCUAAAUUGUGAUGACAGAUCCCCUAGUUCCUCCACUGCUCAGCCUCAGGUUUGUUUUGGGGGAAAUUCAAUGUCUUUCAGGCCAUGGUGUAAGCUUGUUUGUACAUCACUCCUCUCGGGCUGCACAGCUAAGACUGAGCUACUGUGGUCUAGCUCUAAUGCUGUGGAUGUAUUACAGCAAACUCCCAUAAUUCAGCCUAUUUAUUUACAUUAGUGUGACAACACGUUAACAAAAAUGGAGCAAUCGGAAUUGUAUACAGUGAACUAAAGAGGCAGUAAAAUGACAUAUGAAUAUAUUUUGC